AUAUCUUUUGAAAACAUUUGUGUGUACGAAACGACCGAGGGCGACCGCGUCUGUUGAUGAUCGAUAAAAAGCAAAAAUAGUUCUUAUUGUUCGUGGCAUAAGUUUAAAAUAAAAUGAAGAAAAUGGUGAUUGGAAUAAAGAUUGCAGUUCUUAUCCUUCUGGUGAUUAUAUCAGUAUCAUAUGAACAGGACACCCCAGUGUAUCCGUCACCAUGCCCACGUAUCUAUGAGUAUGAACCACCAGAGACUGAGCCAGACCUCUGGUCAGCCGUUGUCCUGAUAUCGACAGAUAGCCUUUUGUACUAUUUAUGGCUAAACAUUGUCUUGGAUCGACCAGCCUUGCAUUUGAGGAAUCCAAUAGGAAAAGUGGUCACAAAAAACAACAUUGAUUUCAGAAUUGAGAGUGACAUACGCGUAUUCCCUGGUCAACCUAUCCCACUGCGCUUCUCAAUUAAAUAUGAUCCUACCAAUGGUGUCCCAAAAUUAAAGGCUAUAAGGCUCAAUGGGAAGGUGAUUUGCAAAGAUGACACAUUGGAAAAUACUGCAAUCAAACCUGCUAAGAUAAUGGAAGAGACCACUGUGUCGACCACAACCUCUGCUACUAUCUCGAAUAUAAAUACUGGUCCCGAUUCAAAUUAUUUUAUGCCUUUUGAAGAAACUCCUAUUGAAACUUUCAAGUUUAACAAAACUUUCCUAGAAAUGACGGGAAACCUCAACCUACCCUGGGUUCAGUCAUUUGGAAGUGAAGUCGGUGGAGUCCUUACAACAACCCAACGGAAUCCUUGGACAACAAUGAGAUCUGAUACAGACGAGGUCGAAGACUAUAGAGGUUACCGUGUUGAUGAAUUACAUAGUUCAGAGACAUAUCCAAAUGGCGGAGACAGUUAUUUUAUGUACAACCCUCAAGGCAGCUACACACAGGCGCCACAACCAGGAGUCGUAGAACCGCCAUGUGGUACUCCGACAACAAAGAGCCAAUGGCCGUGGAGGGCAGCGAUUUAUAAACUUGAGGGAGAGAACCACUUUUACGGGUGUGGGGGGUCCCUAAUUUCCCAUAGACAUGUCAUCACUGCAGCACAUUGCGUUCUUAUAUACGGAGAAACCAACGUAAAGAGUCUCUUCAAGGGCGGUAAACGUGCAGACGGAUCGCCAGAUGGUAAACCAACAGCGCUGUUCAUGGUGUACACCCGCCAAACCAACAACAGAGGAGUUGUACAAAGAAUUAUAAAGCAUCCAGAAAUUUCUUUGACCGACAAUAUACAUAGGGAUAACGUGGCGAUUCUGGAACUUUCUGAACCCGUGAAGUAUACAGAGUGGGUGAGACGUGUUUGCCUCUGGCCUAGACAAUUCACAGAGCUAGAAAGCGUUGUUGGAAAGACGGGAUGGUUGUUAGGUUGGGGUUUCACAGAGAAGUAUGACGUGACAGGAAAUGCUCACGCAGUCGAGAUGACGGUACUGAGUACUGAGGACUGUGUUCGGUCCAAUCCGGUUGCAAGACAAUUAAUCCCAAGUAAUAGUAGCAAAUUCUGCGCAGCAAGUAACGCAGAUUCGGUAUGCUGGGCGGCGAGUACCGGCAGUGGACUGUACUUCAAGCUGGGCCAGAGGUGGCACGUACGAGGUGCCGUGAGCCACGCAGUCAAAUCCAAAGAUCCUGCAAAGGAAAUGUUAAGAUGUGAUCCCACACAAAACUUCAUAUUUACGGAUUACGCGAAAUAUUUACCGUGGAUUCGUUUGUUUACUUUUGAUUUGUAAUUUUAUUUCGUCAAAUAUACGAGUAAAUUGUUUACAGA
Messenger RNA from Spodoptera frugiperda (fall armyworm), 1789 nucleotides. Its product is annotated as serine protease gd-like. Gene Ontology annotation, biological process: proteolysis. Lineage: Eukaryota; Metazoa; Arthropoda; Insecta; Lepidoptera; Noctuidae. The transcript is spliced from 11 exons. The coding region runs from base 114 to 1751 and encodes 545 amino acids. Gene Ontology annotation, molecular function: serine-type endopeptidase activity. The record is from RefSeq and is a predicted model, not a curated record.